AAAUUGUUGCCAUGUGUUUCGAGGCUGUUUGUUGAAACAACUGCCACAAUGCUACAAUGACAAAUAUUAAAAAUUUCUUCUGUAAAAUUUCUGAACCCCAAUUUAGUCACUUUUUUCGUGAAAAUUCUAUUUUCGAUAUGCCCAAGCGCCGUUCCGGCGUGAGUAACAAUGUCCAGGAACAAAAAAGCUGCCCGGAUGAGAAUCCAAAACGUGAGCAGAACAAUAACCGUGGUGUUGUCAAAAGCGAACCGUCGAAAAUGAUACGAAUAGGAAGAGUCACAAGGAAUCCGUUCUUAAACUUUUUGAGGGAAGUGCGAAAGAAAUGCUCAGGUAUGGGCGUGCUCGAAAUUUCGGUAAAAGCUGGCGAAUUGUGGCGGAAAAUGUCCAGAAAUGAAAAAGAGCCUUUCCUGCAAAUGGCCAGACAAGCGCCGAGACGAAGACGUAGACGUAGAAGACGUCAUCGUAUGCAUCGUUACGAAACAGACGACGAAGGAUCCGGAUCGUCUACUGAGUGCUUCACCAAGCCCAGACGACGUACACGAAAAAGCCGAUCGAGAAGCAUCCAUAAGAAAUCCAGAUCGAAAAGCCGCGUUAAGAAAAUCAGAUCUAAAUCAUGCAAGAAAUACUAACUUUGCAUAUCAUAUCAAAAUUUUCAUAGUAAAAAUUAUUUGGUGUAGGUAUACAUUUUAUGUACAUAAAAUUUAUUUGACACAAAACGAAAUGCUUUUUAUUCAAAUUCAACAUAUUAUGACAUGGAAGGCAUACUAAGCAUCUGAACUGUUUUAUCAAAGCUCAAAAUUUAUAGAAAUGUUGCACAUUAUCUGUUUGAAG
Messenger RNA from Ceutorhynchus assimilis (cabbage seed weevil), 831 nucleotides. The record is from the annotation of a GenBank genome assembly. NCBI's taxonomy places the organism in Eukaryota, Metazoa, Arthropoda, Insecta, Coleoptera, Curculionidae.